AUGCGCCGCUCACGAGAACAACAACAAUGGCGUCAGUUCGUCUCUGCAACAACCAAACGAUCUUCAAAGCUCACCAAUGGCUUCUUCUCCUUCUUCUUCUCCACCAAGACUAAUCCAAAUCCAAACGAAAAACAACAAAUCCUUAUCAACGCCAUCUCCAAAUCCUUACAAUCCAACGAUAACUGGGAAACUCUCUCAACCAAAUUCUCAUCCAUAGAUCUAUCAGACUCCAUCGUUAACCAAAUCCUUCUCCGAUUCAAACAACCCGAAUCAGCGAAACGAGCUUUAACCUUCUUCCACUGGUCAGCUCACACACGAAACCUCCGUCACGGAACCACCUCUUACGCCGUCGCGAUUCACAUCCUCGUCAAAGCUAGGUUACUCAUCGACGCUCGAGCUUUAAUCGAAUCGUCUCUGUUAAAUCCCGAUUCCGGUUUAGUCGAUUCGUUGUUGGAUACUUACGAGGUCUCUUCUUCUACUCCUCUAGUGUUUGAUUUGGUUGUUCAAUGUUACGCUAAGAUUAGGGAUUUGGAAUUAGGAUUCGAAGUUUUCAAGAGAUUGUGUUGUUGUGGAUUUAUUCUUAGUGUGGUUACUUUGAAUACGUUGAUUCAUUAUUCUGCGAAAUCGAAUCGGGUUGAUCUUGUUUGGAGGAUUUACGAGUGUGGAAUUGAUAAGAGGGUUUAUCCGAACGAGACGACGAUUCGGAUUAUGAUUCGUGUGUUGUGUAAAGAAGGGAGAUUGAAAGAAGUUGUUGAUUUGUUAGAUAGGAUUCAUGGGAAGAGAUGUUUACCUCCUGUGAUUGUGAAUACUAGUUUGGUGUUUCGGGUUUUGGAAGAUAAUCGAAUCGAGGAGAGUAUGAGUUUGUUGAAGAAGUUGUUGAUGAAGAAUAUGGUUGUCGAUACGAUUGGUUAUUCGAUCGUUGUGUAUGCGAAGACAAAGGAAGGGGAUUUGGAGUCUGCGAGGAACGUUUUUGACGAAAUGCUUCAGAGAGGUUUUAGUGGGAAUGCGUUUGUUUAUACGGCUUUUGUUAGAGCGUGUUGCGAAAGGGGUGAGGUUGAAGAAGCAGAGCGGUGGAUGAGUGAAAUGGAGGAGUCUGGGAUAAAUCCGUAUGAAGAUACUUUUAAUUGUCUUAUCGAGGGUUGUGCGAGAUUUGGGAAAGAAGAGAAAUGUUUGGAGUAUUGCGAGGUAAUGGUAGCAAGAGGGCUUAUGCCUAGUUGUUCUGCUUUCAAUGAGAUGGUUAAGAGACUAAGCAAGAUUGAGAACGUGAAACACGCAAACGAAAUCCUAACAAAGUCAAUAGGUAACGGGUUUAUACCCGAUGAACAUACGUAUUCUCAUAUGAUUCAAGGAUUUAUAAAUGGAGACGACGUCGAACAAGGGCUCAAGCUGUUCUACGAGAUGGAAUUUCGAAAGAUCUCUCCCGGUUUCAAGGUGUUCGAGGCACUAACAAUUGGACUUUGCGCUUGCGGUAAAGUUAAAGCCGGAGAAAAAUACUUGAGAAUUAUGAAGAGGAGACUGAUAGAGCCAUCUAAUGUUGAUAUAUAUAAGGCACUGAUUAAGGCAUUCCAGAGAAUUGGUGAUAAAACGAAUGCUGAUAGAGUAUAUAAUGAGAUGAUGUCAAUCAAAUGUUUCAAAUUAGAUGGUUAAGAAAGUUAUUACCUGAAAACGUUAGAUGAUUGUAGGCUUCAUAAUUGAAAAUGGUCAUAGAAGAUUUCGAUA
Molecule: messenger RNA, 1719 nt
Organism: Capsella rubella
Lineage: Eukaryota; Viridiplantae; Streptophyta; Magnoliopsida; Brassicales; Brassicaceae
Product: pentatricopeptide repeat-containing protein At1g66345, mitochondrial
Exons: 1
Coding region: 1-1647 (548 amino acids)
Molecular function (GO): protein binding
Source: RefSeq, a predicted model, not a curated record